This is a messenger RNA of Galeopterus variegatus (Sunda flying lemur), 2533 nucleotides long. RefSeq names its product lipoprotein lipase (gene LPL). NCBI's taxonomy places the organism in Eukaryota, Metazoa, Chordata, Mammalia, Dermoptera, Cynocephalidae. The transcript is spliced from 10 exons. The coding region runs from base 843 to 2279 and encodes 478 amino acids. Gene Ontology annotation, molecular function: lipoprotein lipase activity; apolipoprotein binding. The record is from RefSeq and is a predicted model, not a curated record. Gene Ontology annotation, biological process: lipid metabolic process.
UUAACAGAACGGAACAGUAUUCAGUGUGAUCUUCUUUUUCUUUUAUGUGCGUGACUCAGUACACUUUAAAAAAUAGCUUUAUUGAGAUAUAAUUUACAUACCCUAUAGUCCACCCAUUUAAAGAAUACAACUGAAUGAUUUUUAGUAUAUUUACAAAGUUGUGCAACCAUCACUAUAAUGCAAUUUUAGAGCAUUUUCAUCACCUCCCCAAAACCUCCCUAUUCUUCCCCUCCACUAUUCCUUAGUCCCAGGCCACCCUUAAUCUACUUUCUGUCCUUACAGGCUUGCCUAUUUGUGGACAUUUUAUAUAAAUAAAAUCACCCAAUAGGUUAAAUUAUAUGAAAUUAUACAAUAGGUUAAAUAUGAGUAUUUAACAUAAAUCGACAUAAACUCGUGUUGGAUGCUUAGACAGGGGGCCCUGGAAAGUAGAACCCUAAGAGUAACCAGAUAGGAACCUAACAGAGAAAGCAGUUUUCCCUUCUGCCCUUUCCCCUCUUCUCGCUGGCAGGCUUGAUCCUCAUUAAGGUUUGCUCAAAUGUUUGGAAGUGAAUUUAGGGCCCUCCCCCCAACUUAUGAUUUUAUAGCCAAUAGGUGAUGAGGUUUAUUUGCAUAUUUCCAGUCACAUAAGCAGCCUUGGAGUGGAAACAGUGUCAGACUCGAUUCCUCCUCCUACUCAGAGAAAACCUGUCACUUCUAGCUGUCCUGCCCUCCCUUUUAAAGGGCGACUUGCCCUGCGCCGGGACCGCGGCUCCAGCCCUCUCGCGCCACCCGCUGAGCGCGUCCAUCAGUCAGUCCACGCGCUGUCUGCGCUGUGCGGCUCCUACCGAAGGACGCGACCCGAGAUGGACAGCAAAACACUGCUCCUGGUCGCCCUGGGCGCGUGGCUCCUGAGUUUGACCUCCUCCCGCGGAGCGGUGGCCGGCGCAGACCGAAUUAUAGGAGGAAGAGAUUUCAUGGACAUCGAAAGUAAAUUUGCCUUAAGGACCCCUGAAGAAACAGCUGAGGACACUUGCCACCUCAUUCCUGGAGUGGCAGAAUCUGUGGCUAACUGCCACUUCAACCACAGCAGCAAAACUUUUGUGGUGAUCCACGGCUGGACGGUGACGGGCAUGUAUGAGAGUUGGGUGCCCAAACUUGUGGCCGCCCUGUACAAGAGGGAACCAGACUCCAACGUCAUUGUGGUGGACUGGUUGUCACGGGCCCAGCACCAUUAUCCAGUAUCUGCAGGCUACACCAAGCUGGUGGGAAAGGACGUGGCCAGGUUUAUUGACUGGAUGGAGGAAGAGUUUAACUAUCCUCUGGAUAAUGUUCAUCUCUUGGGAUACAGCCUCGGAGCCCAUGCUGCUGGCAUUGCAGGAAGCCUGACCAAUAAGAAGGUCAACAGAAUUACUGGUCUAGAUCCAGCUGGACCUAACUUUGAGUAUGCAGAAGCCCCAAGUCGCCUUUCUCCAGAUGAUGCGUAUUUUGUAGACGUCUUACACACGUUCACCAGAGGGUCACCUGGCCGAAGUAUUGGAAUCCAGAAACCAGUAGGACAUGUCGACAUCUAUCCUAAUGGAGGCACUUUUCAACCAGGAUGUAACAUCGGGGAAGCUAUCCGUGUGAUUGCAGAGAGAGGACUUGGAGAUGUGGACCAACUAGUGAAGUGUUCCCAUGAGCGCUCCAUUCAUCUCUUCAUUGACUCUCUGUUAAAUGAAGAAAAUCCAAGUAAGGCCUACCGGUGCAAUUCAAAGGAAGCCUUUGAAAAAGGGCUCUGUCUGAGUUGCAGAAAGAACCGUUGCAACAAUGUGGGCUACGAGAUCAACAAGGUCAGAGCCAAAAGAAGCAGCAAAAUGUACCUGAAGACCCGUUCUCAGAUGCCCUACAAAGUCUUCCAUUACCAAGUAAAGAUUCAUUUUUCUGGGACUGAAAGUGACACGCAGACCAACCAGGCCUUCGAGAUCUCUCUGUAUGGCACCGUGGCCGAGAGUGAGAACAUCCCUUUCACCCUGCCUGAGGUUUCCACAAAUAAGACAUACUCCUUCCUCAUUUACACGGAGGUGGAUAUCGGGGAACUGCUGAUGCUGAAGCUGAAAUGGAAGAGCGACUCCUACUUCAGCUGGUCGGACUGGUGGAGCAGCCCCGGCUUUGCUGUUGAGAAGAUCAGAGUAAAAGCAGGAGAGACGCAAAAAAAGGUGAUCUUCUGUUCCAGGGAGAAAGUGUCUCAUUUGCAGAAAGGAAAGGCACCUGCGGUAUUUGUGAAAUGCCAUGACAAGUCUCUGAAUAAAAAGUCAGGCUGAAACUGAGCAGAUCUACAGAGAGAGGAGGAGCACAUGAAUUCUGCGAAGAGUGAAAUGAAUGAAGUAACUUUUACAAAGGAUGCCCAGAGCUUUGCGUGUCUAAAAGUGGAUUUUACUGAGUAUUAACCCCAGCUAUAUCUUUGUUCAUUAUUUUAGGACACAGUCUCAAACACUAAAAAGUGGCUAAUUCCAUUUGAGGAAUCUAGUGGCCAAAUAGUGCAUCCUCCCACAUUAAAAGAGAGCAGAUAUGAAAA